Eufriesea mexicana is the source of this 252-nucleotide messenger RNA. Its product is annotated as cytochrome b-c1 complex subunit 8. Gene Ontology annotation, biological process: mitochondrial electron transport, ubiquinol to cytochrome c. Gene Ontology annotation, cellular component: respiratory chain complex III. The record is from RefSeq and is a predicted model, not a curated record. Bases 1 to 252 code for a protein of 83 amino acids. NCBI's taxonomy places the organism in Eukaryota, Metazoa, Arthropoda, Insecta, Hymenoptera, Apidae. The transcript has 2 exons.
AUGGGUUUGGAAUUUGGAGAGUUACCAAUUCGAAUAAGAAAAAUUGUGUAUUAUACUUUGUGCUCAUCAAAUCAAAGAUUUUGGGCAAAAUCUGUUUCUCAUGGUUUACCAAAUCUGUUUAGACGAACAGCACGAGCUUUUGUGCCAACGGUACCAGCACUGUUAAUGUUGAUUUGGUGUAUUAAAUGGUCUACUGCAGAAUACAGAAGAGCACUCAGAAAGAACCCAAAAUUAUACGAAAAUGAUACAUAA